Molecule: messenger RNA, 1929 nt
Organism: Cryptomeria japonica (Japanese cedar)
Lineage: Eukaryota; Viridiplantae; Streptophyta; Pinopsida; Cupressales; Cupressaceae
Product: phospholipase A1-Igamma1, chloroplastic
Exons: 1
Coding region: 91-1644 (517 amino acids)
Biological process (GO): lipid metabolic process
Molecular function (GO): glycerophospholipase activity
Source: RefSeq, a predicted model, not a curated record
AUGGAAUGCAUUUCACGUGGUGCUUGUGUCACCGGCUGUAUAAUUUAUUGGAGCUAUAAAUAGCCCUGACAUGUAACGAUUUCAACAGAGAUGCUGCGGCGAGUUGGCCUGCAACACAAGUUCUCCAGAGAAGACAUGAAUUCGAUCGCUACUCCCUUCACGGGAGCUCUUUCUGUUUCUUCACCGGUCCAGCACUGCAAGCUCGGAUCGGUGAAAAUCUGCUCAAAAAUCGAGCUUGCAAAAGUUGAUCGGCAAUGGGGGAAAAAUUUCAGGGCUCGGCCCGUUCGCAGUGCAGCAACGGAGUCCAUGGCGGGCGUAGGCGUAGGCGUGGGCGUGGAGGAGGUGGAGCAAACGGUGGCAACGAAGCCGAAGAAGAAGCUGGCGGACACAUGGAGAGAGAUCCAGGGGGCUAAUGACUGGGAAGGUCUGCUGAAUCCCCUGGAUGAUGUUAUCCGCAGGGAGAUCAUCCGGUAUGGAGAAUUUUCUCAGGCCUGCUAUGACGGAUUCGACUUUGAUCCGUUUUCGAAAUACUCUGGCAGCUGCAAAUAUCACUACAAGGAUCUGUUCGAAGGCGUUGGAAUGUCCGAUUACGGGUACAGAGUCACAAAGUAUCUGUACGCGACUUCCAAUAUAAAUCUUCCAGGGUUUUUUCAGCGGCCUAGGGUUCAGAAGCUGUGGAGCAAGCACGCAAACUGGAUGGGGUUCAUCGCUGUGGCGACGGACGAGCAAGAGAUCGAACGGCUCGGGCGGCGGGACAUUGUUGUGGCCUGGCGAGGCACAGUUACUUACCUCGAGUGGAUCGCCGAUCUCAUGGAUUUUCUGCGCCCUGCGCAGUUCAAUCAUGUCCAUCCGCAUGCAGAUGUCAAAGUAGAGUCCGGCUUCUUGAAUCUUUACACUGCAGAGGACAAGGACUGCCGUUACUGCAAGAGCAGCGCCAGGGAUCAGCUCAUCCGUGAGCUCAAUCGCCUGGUGGAGAUGUACAAGGGCGAAACCCUAAGUAUUACUAUAACUGGACAUAGCCUGGGCAGUGCCCUGGCGAUGCUUAGUGCCUAUGAUGUGGCGGAGCUAGGGUUAAAUUGUCCUCUAGAUUCAACGCCUAUUCCUGUAUCAGUCUUCUCCUUUGCAGGCCCUAGGGUUGGCAAUGGCGCCUUUAAAGAUCGCUGUGAAAAGCUAGGGCUUAAGUUCCUGCGGAUCGUUAAUGUCCAUGACGGCGUUCCUAAGGUCCCUGGAAUCUUUUUCAAUGAGAAGUUUCAGGUCGCCAAGGAUUGGAUUGACAGGCUCCCCUGGAGCUACUGUCAUGUCGGAGUACAACUGGCUUUGGAUCACAAUAUUUCGCCUUUCCUGAAGCCUACUAAUGAUCCUGCUUGUCUUCAUAACCUGGAAGCGCAUCUGCAUCUCCUGGACGGCUACCAUGGCCCCGGACGCCGUUUUGCCCUCACUUCUGGCCGCGACCCAGCCCUGGUGAACAAGGCCUGCGAUUUCUUGAAAGAUCAUUAUUUGGUCCCUCCAUUUUGGCGACAGGAUGCAAAUAAAGGCCUGAUUAAGAACAGCGAGGGCCGCUGGGUGCAGCCUGAUCGAAUCAGGAUUGUGGAAGACCCUAUCGCCAAACCUCUCAAAGAUUCCGUUAAUGGUUUUCCCCAUUAAUCUUCCCGUAACCUGUAAUUUUCUCUCAGAUUUCUCGUCUGUGCUCUGGGAUUUAAAUCCAUUGCUGUAAAUAUUUAUGCAAUAGAUGUAUCGUAAGAUAUCACGAUAUAUUUCUUCUGAUUUGCUAGUGAAAUAGCUGUAGAUUUUUGGUGGGAGGGCACUCUAUGGAAAUUCUCAAUGUUAGUUCUGCAAAGGCUUUUAAAUAAGCGAUUUGGACGGCUUUUGCUUCAAAGCUCUUCUGCUUUAAAUCUAAAUAUUAUACGAUCGCACUGACAAUUUUCUGUA